AAAUAAAUCCAUUACCGCAUGUGUCAAAUUUGUUUUCAAAUUUUUAAAUAAUUUGUAGUGUUUGAAAGUGAUCGAAUUGAGAUAUUUUUUAUUUACCGUUUGAGGUUAUGUAUGCAUCAUUUUGACAGUCGGCUUGUUCGUGUUUUAUUGAGGAAAGUUAAAAGGAUUUGUGGGAAAAAGAGAGGAGCUUUUGGUCAAAAUGAUAAAUGCAGUAUCAUGGAAGGCCCAACAGCGGCCGAGGCCGAUGACCACCUGGGCUUAAACAAACUACACCAACAACCCUCACCUCCAGAUUGGCAGCCAACAUCCACCACCAACAGCACCACCACCAACAACAAUAACAACCAUCAUCACCUCUACAAAAACCACCAGAACAACAUCGACCACAAACUAUUGGUGCACGUCAACAGUUGCCAACUGGUGGACGGCGACCAGGAACUGACACUGAACCACCAGGAGACCACCAAUAGAUUAGGCUUAGAUUUUAGGAUUGAUGAAACUAGGGCUGUUAAUGGUGACGGCAACACGGUGAUAGAUGGUUCUGAAGGGCUGAAGGGAGGAAAAUUCAAGGCUGUGAUUGCUGGAACAGCCGGAGAUAGGAGCAGAUUUGCUCCGUAUCAUAACCAAAGGCACUACAGGGUAAGGGUAAUAGAUAGAGUAAUAGAUAGAUAG
Ctenocephalides felis (cat flea) is the source of this 672-nucleotide messenger RNA. RefSeq lists its product as uncharacterized. The transcript is spliced from 2 exons. Bases 112 to 672 code for a protein of 186 amino acids. The record is from RefSeq and is a predicted model, not a curated record. Lineage: Eukaryota; Metazoa; Arthropoda; Insecta; Siphonaptera; Pulicidae.